Messenger RNA from Notolabrus celidotus (New Zealand spotty), 1798 nucleotides. It is a transcript of the gene tpd52, whose product is annotated as tumor protein D52. The coding region runs from base 298 to 924 and encodes 208 amino acids. Gene Ontology annotation, cellular component: cytoplasm. NCBI's taxonomy places the organism in Eukaryota, Metazoa, Chordata, Actinopteri, Labriformes, Labridae. The transcript has 7 exons. Gene Ontology annotation, biological process: B cell differentiation. The record is from RefSeq and is a predicted model, not a curated record.
CUUUAUCACUAUCGUGUAUUUCAGAGAUUUGAGAAAUACUCGUUUCGGCGUUUUAUUGUAGAGCCAGAUAAUGACGUGUCAUUGACGGGCAGUGCGUUGUUGACGGUGUAAAACUUCGUCCACGUGCUCGCCUCUGUUUACACUGCAACGUCCUGACGUCAGAGCCAACCCCACCCCAGCGUACGUCGGACUGCCUGCAACAUGAUAGAGGGAGCAGGAAGAACCGCUGCAGCCAAGGGAACAACCUGCUGAACUACAGGACUUAAAAAAGUGCCAGAACUAUCGCUUAGAGGUACAAUGGAGGAUGCAGAGCAAGGUCCCCAGCAGCUUCCUGACUCAAUCCCAGAGGUGGGAGAAGAUGCAGUGACAUCCGUAGAUCCUACUCCUCCUCCUCCCCCUGCCAUGACAGAGGAGGAGCGGCAGGAGCUACAAGAAGAGCUGGUCAAGGUUGAGGACGAGAUCCAGACUCUGUCGCAGGUGCUUGCAGCUAAAGAGAAGCAGCUGGCGGACAUAAAGAGGAAGCUGGGCAUCACACCUCUCAAUGAGCUCAAACAAAACAUCACCAAAACCUGGCAGGAGGUCACUGGCUCCACUGCCUAUAGGAGGACUUCUGAAACACUGUCUCAGGCCAGUCUGAAGGCCACUGCAGCGUUCUCCAAUGUGGGCUCCGCCAUCAGCAGGAAGCUGGAGGACGUCAGCAUGCGCUCAUUACAACACUCAGCUAGUAUGCCUGUCAUGAGGAACGCACCAACUUUCAAGUCAUUUGAGGGGAGAGUGGAGACUCUGAAGACUAAGAUGAGUCCAUCAACACCCACCUCCCCCACCACCACUGACCCUGGGGACCAGUUUAGCGACACUCCCUCCACCACCACCACCACCACUCAGCCUGAAGACUCACCCAUCCCAGAGACACAGAUGAACUAAGCCCCCCCUCCCUCCUGACCUCCUGACCUCUAUCCCAACCCCUCCCCACUUGACCCUCUAACCCCUCGGACUGUCAGCACUUGCCCCUAAACUUUUGUGCGCCAGUCUCUCUUUAUUGAAAGCAAAUGACUUACCCCAGCCUUCUUUGUGAUCUAAUUGUCUGGUCUCUUUUUCUGACACGUGCGCUCACUUGUUAACUGGUGUGGAAACUGAAAGCGUCAGCUGGGGGGGCAGUGGACUUGGGGUCUUGUGCUGUUAAUUUAUGUUGGAGUCUUUUUCUGUCUCUCUGAAGGAGAAAUCCUCCCUGCUUUAUGGCUUUCUUCCUCCUCCUGCACUCCUCUCUCCUCUACCUUUGUCUUAACCAGCAGAUGCCAAACAUGCCCCUUGUUUACUUUGUCUAUGUUAAAUUAACUCAGUUUGACAUUUUGUGUUUGUUCGAAUGUAAAAUUGCACAAAUUUAAAAAGAUUUACCUACUUGAUUAGCGGAGGAUUUACUCUUACAGCCUGGCAGUUUUUCUUUCUGCUUCUGCAUGGCCCUUUCAAUAUAUGUAGGAGUUAUUAUUAUUAUUAGCGCUUGUUUUGUUUUUGCCUCCAUCUUCAGGGCUUUCUUUGUUUACCAUGGGUUACUAUUUAAGGGCCAAUCUAAUUCCUGUUCUGUUCUUCAUUACAUACAAUUUAGGUCACAACAAGACAAUAAAGUAGUCUAACACUGUGUUCAGGAUAUGAAUGUACACCAUUUUUUGUCAUAUUACGUUAGAUAUAAACUUAAACAAGUUGUCUCUGGCUACUGAUGUGGAGUCACACCCACAGCAGGAGACUCCAAACGUGGUGUUUCCAAACACCACACAAUAAAAGCUUUUCUCCAUUGUUACAA